AUGAUCAAUAUUAAAUUGAUUGAAUAACUUUAAAAAGAUUUACAUUAAUUAAAAUCAAUUGUUGUUUAAUAAUUAGAUCAAUUCAUAGGAAAUACAGAUGAAUGGAGGAAAUAGUUAUUAUUAUUAGGAUAAUAAAAUGUUACUUAUAGUUUUUUUAAUGAAUUAGAAAAAAUAAUUAAAUAAAAUAAAUUUGAUGAAUUCAAUUAGAAAUAUUUAAUUGAUUAAAUUAUUUCAAUUAAUUAAUCAUGGAAUUAAAAGAUAUAUGCGAAACUAAAUUAAUAUAAAUAGUUUGAAGAAUGUCAAAAAUGUGAAGAAUUAUUAAAAGAUAUCGAAAAAGUUAAUUUAAUAUAAGAAAAGUAAUAAGCAGAUGUGAAAAAAUUUGAUAAUCAAUAGAAUUAAUUAGAAUAAUACUAAAUAAUGGAUUAAUAAAUUGAACUUAAAUUAAUUGAUGUUUCAAAUCAAUAUUUUCAUUUGAGUUAUGCAAUAGUAUUUGAUAAAACUGGAUAAAUAAUGAUUUCAUCUGAUGAAACUAAAGUAAUUAUUUGGAAUUUUGAAAAAGGAAAAUUUAAAUUGAAUCAAUCAUAUCAAGUGCAUUUAAAAGAUGUUACUUGUUUUGUUUAUAGCCAAUAGAGUAAUAACUUUAUUUCUGGAUCUAAUGAUGCAAAUAUUAUAUGUUGGUAAUAAAUUAACGAUAAAGAAUGGAAGUAUUCAUAACCAUUCUAAUAACACAAUAGUUAUAUUAAUUGUUUAAUAUUAAAUAAAUAAGAGAAUCAACUUAUUUCUGGAGGAAAUGAUUAUUCAAUAAAAAUAUGGAAACCCGAUUUUCUUAAGAAUGAUCUAACUUUCCUUUAUCAUUUAGAUUCUAAUAGUAAUUAUAUAUACUCAAUAAGUUUAAAUUAAUCUGAAACUAUUAUGGCAUCAUGUGGAUUAACUGAAUUUAUAAUAUGGGAAAAAGGAUUAUAAGAGAAAUGGGAAUUUAAAUAUAAGUAAUCAAUUCCAUAAAUAGGAAAUAAGGUAUAUUUUAUGAAUAAUUAAUAAUUACUUUGGGUAACACAAAAUUAAGAAAAUGAUAUUCUAAUAUUUGAAUUAUAAGAUGGAAUAUUUAACUAAAAUUCAAAAAAAACUAUUUAAUUAAAUAAGAAUAAUAAUAAAUGUGAAGAUUUUUGCUACUUUCCAAUUAUAUAUAAUAAAAAUAAAAAUAUACUAUUGAUAAGACAUAAGCAUCAUAUCUACCUGAUUAGAGAAUUAAAAGAUUGUACAUUUAAUAUUAUGGCAUCAUUACAUAUUUAAAAUGAAUUUAUAUUUGGAACAAUAACCAAUGAUGGUUAAUAUUUAGUAUUUUGGGAUGAUAAAAGUAGAAAAUACUCAUCUUAUGAGAUAAAAAUGAAAUGA
This is a messenger RNA of Paramecium primaurelia, 1392 nucleotides long. NCBI's taxonomy places the organism in Eukaryota, Ciliophora, Oligohymenophorea, Peniculida, Parameciidae. The record is from the annotation of a GenBank genome assembly.